UUAUAUAACAGCCAGUGUCAGAGCGGGAGCACUUUAAUUUAAAAAUACGCAUACGCCAAUCCGGCGAAUCGGGAACUACCUAAUCGUUUUAUUAGGCAUCGCACGCAACCUAUUCAGUGGAGGGAUUGAAACCACAAACAAAACAUUACCUUGACAUGAAUGUCAAUCAAAACCGACUAAGUAAUUAUUGACACAUUGCUGUUGGUGCAAAUAUUUAUUUUUUAAUACGUAAUUAACAGUGCAGAAUAUACCAAUAUGGUGAUAACUAAAGAUGUAACUCUACCAGAAUGUGAAGCGUUAACCGUGCAGGAAGUCAAUCUGUCCACUCCUACGCUGAUGUCCGCGGGCCCUUACAUCGGGAAACUAUGCGAGAAUGUCAACAACGAAUUCAUGCUUUGUCGCCAAGAAACCCGGGACCCUCGCGCUUGUGUAGAGCUCGGAAAACGAGUAACAUUUUGCGCUCUAAAAGUUUUCCGUUCCAUUAAAGCUCAAUGCCGCGAUGAAUUCAACCAAUACGCAGAUUGCAUCUUUAAGAGUUCAGGAGAUAACAGUUUUGAGCACUGUCGAAAGACGCAAGCCGUGUUCGAUAAGUGCAUGAAUGAUAAACUGUGUGUUGAGCGGCCGGACUUCGGAUACUUUUGUCGAGCGCGUGUGCACAAGAGCCGCAGCGACCCGCAGCCCGGGCCUCCCUGCCCGUGCGUGCCCAAGGUUAAAGACCCGACUCCUGGUUUGCCAGACUGCGAGAAACGUAAACCAGCCCGAUUUGGUAGUCGGUAUUGGUGGAUGACUGAAUAGGUGAAUAAUUUGACCCGACACGUUCGGAUGCGUCUAAGUGUGCCGCGCUGCAGGGGUCACGCAGCAGCCUAUCGCGCGACAUUAUGCACAUGCACAAUUGGACAUAGUUCGAUGCAUAAGCAAUUGCCAUCAUCAGUCUCAUUUCUUACGGAGAGUGAGCUAUGGGCAAGUCGGGAAAGCGCAUG
Molecule: messenger RNA, 980 nt
Organism: Leguminivora glycinivorella
Lineage: Eukaryota; Metazoa; Arthropoda; Insecta; Lepidoptera; Tortricidae
Product: NADH dehydrogenase [ubiquinone] 1 alpha subcomplex subunit 8-like
Exons: 2
Coding region: 256-795 (179 amino acids)
Biological process (GO): mitochondrial electron transport, NADH to ubiquinone
Source: RefSeq, a predicted model, not a curated record